AUGGCCACCUCAGCCGCCGCCACCACAAUCUCCACCACCACCGCCGCCCACCACCACUCCCCCCACCUUAUCCCCAAACCCUUCCUCACAAAGCCCUUCCCUCCGUCCCCCCGUCCACUCACCAAGCUCCACGUCUCGUCUUUCUCCAAUCCCGCAACCGCCGCCUCUGCCGAGCCCGCCGACGCCGCCUCCUCCUCCCGGAAGAAUAACAAAGAAACGAUCUUUUUCGACGGCGGGGCCCACUACGGGGACCUCCUGGCGAACCUCCUCCUGGGCUUCACCCUCCUCUGGCUGCCGCUGACUCUCGCCGCCGUUUUCAGGGCGUUUUAUCUGAGGUACAGAUUCACGAACCUUAGGGUUACGGUUAUAUCCGGGCUGACGGGCCAGGACAGGAGCGACUUCUCGUACGACGUGGUUAAGGAUGUCCAGGUUGUGCCCAGGUUUAUCGGGGAGUGGGGCGACGUCAUCAUCACCCUCAAGGAUGGGACUAAGGUGGAUCUGAGGAGUGUGCCCAAGUUCAGGGAGAUUGCAAAGUAUUGCUUGGCUAUGGCCGAUAAGCCUGUUGUUCUCAAUGAAUCUGGGCCUAAGGGGUUUUGA
This is a messenger RNA of Striga hermonthica, 597 nucleotides long. The record is from the annotation of a GenBank genome assembly. Lineage: Eukaryota; Viridiplantae; Streptophyta; Magnoliopsida; Lamiales; Orobanchaceae.